Helobdella robusta is the source of this 366-nucleotide messenger RNA. RefSeq lists its product as hypothetical. The transcript has 3 exons. Bases 1 to 366 code for a protein of 121 amino acids. The record is from RefSeq and is a predicted model, not a curated record. NCBI's taxonomy places the organism in Eukaryota, Metazoa, Annelida, Clitellata, Rhynchobdellida, Glossiphoniidae.
AUGGGCGAUAAGCGAGUCAUCGACGAUCCGAGAAUAAAUGUCAUCCAGAACGAUAAAAGAGAAUGGAACCUACAGCUACAAAAUGUCAUGUCUUCGGACUCAGUUCCACCGACAAUUUUGAACAAUAUUUCAUUAAAAGAUCAGCAAGUUAUAGAAGGAGUGAAUGCAACACUGACAUGCAACGCUACAGGGCUCCCACCGCCAAACGUUACCUGGUCCAAAUUGAAUUCUCAAAAAAACAACAAUAAUAUUAAUAAUAAUAAAUCUGAUAUGAAACCGUGUUCGAACAUACAGCUUUCUCAGUGUGAAUUGUUUGAAAAUCAAGGACAACAUCACAAGGCAGUAACUGUAUGUUGUAGCAAAUGA